UAAUAUCUUUGAUAUGAUUGUCUUUGAUCGAAAGUGAAGUGCGUGCCCGCGAAAUGUUUGUUGAUAUACAAGAGAUACGAAAUAAUCAUCGUAAUGUCUGGGGAACAGAAUGUCACUCAAAAUGAAGGUAAUGAAGACGAUUGGUGUGUUGAUUGUUCUGACGACGAAAAGUAUGGAGUUAAACCUAACGGUGACUGGUUUAUACCACGAGAAGAUGUAAUACAAAUGUUUGAAACACUGGAUAAAGAAAAAAUCCUGAAACUACAAUGGGAGUGUCCAGGAAAGCGUGCAUUGUCUCCUUCAGGAGACGAAAUAUACAAGGAAGGCGAAGAAGAAAUGUUGGAAUCCAAGCCUGAAGAGAAAUCUGACUUUGACUUCAGUGAUGAAAUGCCGACGGUUAACCCAGGCCCACUACCAACUCGUGGUGCACAACCAAUUGGUAGUGCCAAAAAGAAAACUACGAGUCUGGAUGGUAUACUAUCAAAUAUGCGCAGGCACCGACAGAUAGCAGAAAUGGAGAAACAAACAAGAACUCCUACCAAUCCCUCCCUGACAGAUCAGCAACAAAACCAGCAGCAGCAACAGCAACAGCAGCAGCAGCAGCAACAACAACAACAACAACAGCUACAACAACAACAGCCGUAGCAAUGUCAGUGACAUUUGUAAUUUUUUGGGCAUUCAAGUAAGCAGAAUUAAGCAAUUAGAUGAUUGUGACUAGAGUAAAUAUGGUAUUGUCAGGUGCAAGCCAUGUUGGUUCACUUUUGAAGAACAGUGCUCUCAGCAAAUCUUCAGUUUGUGGUUUUAUGUUAGAUUACUUGUUUAAUUUAUAGGAUGUUUCAUAAAAUUAAAAUAUAUGGUCAUCGGACAUUAAAUUUUAGUAAUAUAACUUUUGGAAUUAGUUACUACAUGUAUAAAAUUUAAGGUGCAUCAUGUGUCCAGUUUUGCUGUCUCAGAAUUACAUUCUGAAUCAUUCAAAACAAUUGAA
Molecule: messenger RNA, 985 nt
Organism: Schistocerca nitens (vagrant locust)
Lineage: Eukaryota; Metazoa; Arthropoda; Insecta; Orthoptera; Acrididae
Product: putative GATA zinc finger domain-containing protein 25
Exons: 3
Coding region: 94-645 (183 amino acids)
Source: RefSeq, a predicted model, not a curated record